Molecule: messenger RNA, 1179 nt
Organism: Anneissia japonica
Lineage: Eukaryota; Metazoa; Echinodermata; Crinoidea; Comatulida; Comatulidae
Product: oxysterol-binding protein-related protein 6-like
Exons: 10
Coding region: 1-1164 (387 amino acids)
Cellular component (GO): intracellular membrane-bounded organelle; plasma membrane; cytosol
Molecular function (GO): sterol binding
Source: RefSeq, a predicted model, not a curated record
AUGACCAGUUACUAUGAUGCUUAUUUGUCAGAAGCAGAAGAUACUAUAGUAGAGCUGUCAAACAUUCUUCAAGACUUGCUAAACACAGAGCUUCCACUGUAUUCUGACACCAAUGCCGAUCCUGAAGAAAGCCAAACCUUGAAAAAGAAGGCCAAGAAGUCCUUAAGAAAAAGUAAGCAAAGAAAACCCUCUGAAGAAUUGACAUCAGACACCAAAAGAAUGAGACCCCUGAGCAACCCAACACUACUGGUUGGCAACCCAUUAUUUGCUGAUGAUGACAGUUGCAGUGUUGCAUCUGGAUUGACCUCUCUGACAAACCAGGAAACUGAAGGGCGUCGGCGAGAAGAGUUUUUUGAUACAGCCAGUAAAGUGCAUCGCUCAUUCAAGACGCUUCUGCACACCCUCACGCAACAGCAUGAUAAACUUAGCCAGAUGAUGAUUACUCAGGCCCCAAAUGCUUCCCUAUAUUUUGGACAUUCUGAAGUCGUAGCUCUACGAGAAGCAUUGACAAAGGCUAACAACACCAAUACUGAACUUAAAGGGCGACUUUUACGAAUAUAUAAGGAAGCAGACAUUAGUGAUCUUCGCAGUGACAUCUCAAUUCCUAUGCCUUCUACUCCUCUUGAAAUAUUCGAUGAGACCAUCCAGCAUGACACACUUGUUGCUCAGGCUUCAACAGAAGGUAAACUUUGCAGGACUGAAUCUUUAGCAGAAUUUUUUGAUGCUCAAGAGUAUUUACGGUCAGUUUCUUCAGAUUCUGAAGAAGAUGAGGAAGAAUUUACAGAAGCUGAGGAUGAUCAAGAGAGUUCCUCACAAGCAAGUGAGGCAGAUGAAUCUGAGAUUCCAUCAGAAGAGUUUAGAAGUAUGGAAGAGCUUACUGAGGUGGCAUUACCAGGUCCACGUUCACAGACCGGAAGGAGAAGUCGGUUACCUUCCCCCCAGCCUGACACCUCAGAUAUUAGUAUUUGGAACAUUUUGAAGAAGAAUAUUGGAAAGGAUUUGUCAAAAAUUGCAAUGCCUGUGAUAUUUAAUGAGCCUCUCAGCAUGCUUCAGAAUAAGAACGUCUGGUUUGGAUGUGUGUCCAGUUUUGAUGUGUUGGAAGACUGCCGAUUCCUGUGCUUCACUUGUACUAGGUCUGCGAUGUUGGUUGACUCUGGCUCGUAAAGCUUGCUGUGUCUC